Molecule: messenger RNA, 1974 nt
Organism: Populus nigra (black poplar)
Lineage: Eukaryota; Viridiplantae; Streptophyta; Magnoliopsida; Malpighiales; Salicaceae
Exons: 11
Coding region: 233-1330 (365 amino acids)
Biological process (GO): ribosomal large subunit biogenesis
Cellular component (GO): preribosome, large subunit precursor; nucleolus
Molecular function (GO): protein binding
Source: RefSeq, a predicted model, not a curated record
UUGGAGGCGGUACAGACAAAAGUCAUCCCGUUCGGAUUCAUCGCCAUACGAUGACAACAAAUCAACAUGAAAAUUAAGGGACUGAUUUGAAAGUUAAGGAAAGUAAAGGGGUACUAAAACCAAAAUAUUCAGACAAAAUAAGAACCAGGGGUUUAGGGUUUUGUAUCCUCUGUAUCUCCCUCUCUCCCUGUCUCUGUUUUUAUUGACAAGUGAAACUGAAUAUUGCAAAACAAUGCCGCGAACUACGACACUAGAGUGCCCAGGUUGCCCUCCACUUCGAGCUCUAACUUUUGAUUCUCUAGGUCUUAUCAAAGUGAUUGAGUCUCGUGGUGAAAGAGGAACACCUCAGGUUGUAGAGAGAUGGGGUGAUCCUGUUUCCUCCAAAUGCGUGCUUGCUGCUUCCUUUGAUGACCGUAAAAAAGACCCUUUAUUGGCUGUUGCAAGAAAAAAUAGAGAGGUUGAAGUAGUCAACCCGCUUAAUGGGGAAAUUCAUGUCAUGUUAUCUAAUGUUGGUGAGGAUGGUGUUCAACCAGAAGAUGAUGCUAUUUCUGGUUUGCAUUUAUUCAGGAGAGAGAGGUCAUCUGGGUCAUGUACUUUGCUUACAUGUACAUCAAAAGGAAAUGCAAGCGUGAGGUCUAUUGGGGUUGAUAAAUCGACUGCUGAUAGUGCCAGUAUUAGUGUAACAAAGACAUGGAAAGUUUGUGGUUCUGGUAAUGUCUUAUGUUCUAAAGUGGAUGGAAGUGAAAACUAUGCGGUGUUUGGAGGGAAAGGUGUUGAUGUUAAUCUAUGGGACCUUGAGAAUUCUACUAAAAUUUGGACUGCCAAACCUCCUCCUAAAAAUAGCCUUGGGAUAUUUACCCCUGCUUGGUUUACAUGCACGACAUUCCUGAGUAAUGAUGAUCACCAUAAAUUUGUGGCUGGCACCAAUAGUCAUCAGGUCCAUUUGUAUGAUAUUUCUGCUCAGCGCAGACCUGUUCUAUCAUUUGAUUUCAGAGAGACUGCUAUUAAGGCCGUUACUGAAGAUCAAGAUGGCCAUACUAUAUAUAUAGGAAAUGGAUCUGGUGACCUUGCUUCAUUCGACAUGCGAACUGGAAAGCUGUUAGGAUGUUUUAUAGGGAAGUGUUCUGGAAGUAUUAGAUCCAUUGCCAGGCACCCAGAGCUCCCUGUGAUAGCAUCAUGCGGUUUGGAUAGCUAUUUGCGGCUGUGGGAUAUAAAGACUCGUCAACUCCUUUCAGCGGUUUUCUUGAAGCAGCACCUUACAAAUGUUGUUUUUGAUUCAAACUUUGUUGACAAAGGUUGGUUUUCCCUUUCUUUGCACAGCUUCGGGUAGUAUUUUUUAUGCCACCCCAUAGUACUUGAAUAUCAAGACCCUCGGUAAACUUGAGUGUUUGGACAAAAACUAGUCUGGAUGGUAACUGUGAUAAGCGAUAAAUUAUUGGCCCAAAAUAACUAAAUGUGUUGAUGGCUUUCAUUUUCUUCCAGCAGUUUUAGGUUUUCACGUAUGGUGCUGGUCGAAAUUCUUUAUGAAUCCAAUGGAUGAGUGCGAUGCUUAAAAAAAAAACAAGAGAGCCUAUGUUGCUUGUUCAGUGGCUUCAAUUUAAUGAUUUCUAAUAAUUGAUGUUGCUCUGCAAAAGAAUGAAGGUAAUAAUUGUCAAGGCUUUCUUGGGAAUGCCAUUAAGAUGAGCUUCUUGAUUCUCGAGAGAGUCUCUAGGAAUAUGAUAAGCUUUUUCACGGUGGUCAUUUGGGACCCUUGGUGCUAAGAGAUCACAGUUCUCCCUUGGAGACGACGGAUGGAUACUUGAAACGAGUAUGCCGUAUAAACUAGAUUGAUCCCAACAUCAGGCUAGAGCUUUGUCUUUCUAAUAGUGCUAUGAUAUGUUUUUCUUUAUUGCUAAAUGCUAACAUCAGGUAAAGGUUAGAGCUUUGUCUGCAUCAAUGAUUUUUCUUGUGUAGAUUUUCUACUGAUUAUCGCCG